Messenger RNA from Closterium sp. NIES-65, 543 nucleotides. The record is from the annotation of a GenBank genome assembly. Lineage: Eukaryota; Viridiplantae; Streptophyta; Zygnematophyceae; Desmidiales; Closteriaceae.
AUGGUGGUAGUGGCGGAAGCGGAGGUUGCAGUUGGGGCGCGGGGCGCGCAGAGUGCUCUUGGCGGAGGCGCGCACGGCGGAGAAAGCAAGGCGCAGGAGGCGGACGCGCUGACGCCGCCGCAAUAUGCUGCGGGGGGAGCGGAGGAUACAGCGAGUCUGGCUUGCGAAGCAGACGGGGGAGCCACGGCGGAAGGAAGAGAGGACGGCGGAAGAGUGGAGGGCGAAAAGUCGCCAGAGGAAGAGAGCGGGCGGGAGGGGGAGAAAGCAGAGCCGCAGGGAGGAGCGGGCGAAAGUGGGGAGACGGACGGUGUGAGAGGAGAGGAAGAAGCGGAAGCAGGCAUGGGCGUGGGCGUGGUAGUAGGUGUGGAAGAGCGCGUGGUGGAGUGGAAUGGCGAGCGGCAGGGGAAGAAGGUGCAGUGGCCCGACGACCGAGGGCUCACGCUGGCUGACGUGCGCGAGUUCGAACCUAGUGAGUCGAGCUGUGAGGACGAGGCGAGUGACGACAGGGGGCCAAGCCGCGGCUGUAGCUGUGCCAUCCUCUAG